Messenger RNA from Varanus komodoensis (Komodo dragon), 971 nucleotides. It is a transcript of the gene DNAJB13, whose product is annotated as DnaJ heat shock protein family (Hsp40) member B13. Gene Ontology annotation, cellular component: cytosol. Gene Ontology annotation, molecular function: protein-folding chaperone binding. The transcript has 8 exons. Bases 1 to 951 code for a protein of 316 amino acids. NCBI's taxonomy places the organism in Eukaryota, Metazoa, Chordata, Lepidosauria, Squamata, Varanidae. The record is from RefSeq and is a predicted model, not a curated record.
AUGGGGCAGGACUACUACGCCGUGCUGGAGCUGACCCGCAGCGCCAAGGAUGCCGACAUCAAGAAGGCUUAUCGGAAGCUGGCGCUGAAGUACCACCCUUACAAGAACAAGGAGCCGUGGGCCCCCGAGAAGUUCAAGCAGCUGGCCGAGGCGUAUGAUGUCUUGAGCGAUCCUAUGAAGAAGAGCAUCUACGAUAAAUUUGCGGAAGAAGGCCUCAAAGGAGGGAUUCCCCUGGAGUUUGGGAUCGAUACGCCCUGGACGGAAGGCUACGUGUUCCAUGGAAACCCAGAGAAAGUCUUCCGGGAGUUCUUUGGAGGGGACAACCCCUUUGCUGAAUUCUACACUGGAGAAGGGGGUGAAGUUAACAUGGCUUUUGGGGGGCUGAGAGGAAGGGGGGUGAGGAAGAAGGACCCCCCCAUAGAGCGAGACCUCUACCUUUCGCUGGAAGACCUCUUCUACGGAUGCACCAAGAAAAUCAAGAUCUCACGCAGGGUGAUGAACCCCGAUGGCCACGCGUCCACCAUCAAAGACAAGAUCCUCACGAUUGACGUGCAGCCCGGGUGGAAGCAAGGGACCAGGAUCACCUUCCAAGAGGAGGGCGACCAGGGCCCCAAUAUUAUCCCCGCAGACAUCAUCUUCAUCGUGAAGGAGAAGCUCCACCCCAGGUUCAAGAGAGAGGGCGACAACCUGAUCUAUGUGGCCACUCUCCCCCUGGGGAAGGCCCUGAUCGGGUGCACCGUGGACGUGCGGACGCUGGACGAGCGACUGCUCAACAUCCCCAUCAAUGACAUCGUCCACCCCAAGUACUUCAAAGUGGUGCCGGGGGAAGGGAUGCCCUUGUCCGCGGACCCCACCUGCAAGGGGGACCUGCUGAUGUACUUCGACAUCGUCUUUCCUGCCAGGCUCACGCCGGCCAAGAAGGAGCUCUUGCAGGAGGCCCUCCUGCAGUGAGGCGCGCGGCCUUCGCUCCC